Molecule: messenger RNA, 907 nt
Organism: Capsicum annuum
Lineage: Eukaryota; Viridiplantae; Streptophyta; Magnoliopsida; Solanales; Solanaceae
Product: protein trichome birefringence-like 19
Exons: 1
Cellular component (GO): Golgi apparatus
Molecular function (GO): O-acetyltransferase activity
Source: RefSeq, a predicted model, not a curated record
UUUUCUUUUUUCAUUUUACAGGUGGAAUAUCCAAUUGAUAUUUCUUAUGACGCAGAUCAAAAUUUCAAAAGGUGGAAAUACACAACAUAUAACUUCACCCUAGCAGCAUACUGGUCACCAUAUUUGGUCACAGUUAAAGAAUCAGAUCCUGAUGGUCCUAGCCAUACCGGACUUUUCAACCUUUAUCUUGAUGAACCUGAUCCAAAAUGGGCUAGCCAAAUUGAACAGUUUGAUUAUUUGAUCUUCAAUUCUGCCCAUUGGUUCACAAGGUGUAGUGUCUACUAUGAAAAAAAUCAAAUAAUUGGGUGCCGUUACUGUGGACUACCAAAUGUUACUGAAGUCCCAAUCAAUUAUGCCUAUCAAAAAGCACUUAAAACAACUCUAAAAGCCAUAAAUAGUUUAGACAAAUUUAAAGGUGUUACUUUCCUUAGGACUAUUGCACCUUCUCAUUUUGAAGGUGGUGAAUGGAAUAAAGGUGGAAAUUGUGUGAGAAAAAGUCCAUUUAGAAGCAAUGAGACAACUUUGGAUAGUAUAAGUUCGGAAUUUUACAAGACACAAGUUGAAGAAUUUAAGGUAGCAGCUGAGGAAGGGAAGAAAAAGGGUAAAAGGUUCAGAUUAUUGGACAUGACACAAGCAAUGUGGUUGAGACCAGAUGGUCAUCCUAGUAAAUAUGGGCAUUGGCCAAAUGCUAAUGUGGUUUUGUAUAAUGAUUGUGUGCAUUGGUGUUUGCCUGGUCCUAUUGAUACUUGGAGUGAUUUCUUGCUUCAUAUGUUGAAAUUGGAGGGCAGGAGAGCCCUUGAGGAAAAACUUCAACUGAAAUAAGGGGUUUAAAAAAAAAAAGGCUACCCUCAUUUUUUUAUUUUUGAACAAAUUUUUUUAUAAAAUUGUUGAUUUGAUUUAAUUUAAA